AUGCCCGGUUCGGAUUCAAGUGAUGAGUUCAAUGAUGAUGUUUUCAUCGUGGACAUCGAUAGCAUACAGGCCCAUGGGAUUGGCGCUACCGAUAUCACAAAACUGAAGACCAAUGGUUUUUAUACUGUUGCUUCCGUUCAUGGGGCCACCCGGAAAACCCUGCUGAAGAUAAGGGGAUUCAGCGAGGUCAAAGUAGAGAAGAUUAAGGAUGCCGUUAACAAAUGUUUGCCCUCUGCUUCUGGGUUUAUCACGGCAAUGGAGUUGAGCCAUCAACGGAAGAGAGUCGUUCGCAUCUCAACUGGAAGCAAGCAAUUUGAUUCCAUCUUGGGAGGGGGUUUCCAAAGCAUGAGUAUUAGUGAAGUAUUUGGAGAAUUUCGCUGUGGCAAAACACAGUUAUCGCAUACCAUGUCCGUCAUCGCACAGCUCCCAAGAGAAAUGGGAGGCGCGGAUGGCAAGGUUGCUUACAUUGACACCGAGGGCACCUUCAGGCCAGAGCGUAUCGCCCAAAUCGCAGAACGAUUCGGUGUUGACCCUGACUCGGCUCGAGAGAACAUUGCCUAUGCGCGGGCCCUAAAUAGCGAACAUCAGUUGGAGUUGUUGAAUACGUUGAGCAAGGAGUUUGCUGGCGGGGAAUAUCGACUUUUGAUCAUCGACAGCAUCAUGAAUUGCUUCCGGGUGGAUUACUGCGGGCGUGGAGAACUCGCAGACCGCCAGCAGAAGCUUAACCAGUUUUUGAUGAAGCUCGCCCAUAUGGCUGAAGAAUUCAACGUGUGCGUCCUAAUGACAAAUCAAGUUCAGAGCGAUCCUGGAGCUAGUGCCCUCUUUGCUGGUGCAGAUGGCCGCAAGCCUGUAGGCGGACAUGUUCUGGCGCAUGCGUCCGCAACUCGAGUUCUUCUUCGCAAAGGCCGCGGCGACGAACGAGUAGCAAAGAUUCAAGAUUCUCCAGACUGUCCCGAACAAGAAGCGACAUACGUGAUCACCAACGGUGGUAUCAAUGAUCCCGAUAAGGCGUAGAGUGUAUUAUCUAUUUAAGAUGCAUGGGACGAGACGAGACAUAUACAGGGCCCUGAUAUUCGGAGUCUAUCGUGAAAAAGAGCUUCUCUUGAUAGGUGUGUUAUUAACCAAUAUGAAUUUGUUAUGUGUCUCUAGUAGUAGCUCUAUGUGAGUGGUG
This is a messenger RNA of Aspergillus alliaceus, 1171 nucleotides long. Its product is annotated as recombinase DMC1. Gene Ontology annotation, biological process: DNA repair; mitotic recombination; chromosome organization involved in meiotic cell cycle. Gene Ontology annotation, molecular function: DNA strand exchange activity; ATP hydrolysis activity; double-stranded DNA binding. Gene Ontology annotation, cellular component: condensed nuclear chromosome; nucleus. The coding region runs from base 1 to 1014 and encodes 337 amino acids. The transcript has 9 exons. Lineage: Eukaryota; Fungi; Ascomycota; Eurotiomycetes; Eurotiales; Aspergillaceae. The record is from RefSeq and is a predicted model, not a curated record.